GCACUAGACUGUGGGGCGUUCUCACAGCGCAGCUCCUGCAUCCAUAAAUCCAUCUCUCUACCCAUCUGCUCCCCCCCCCCUCCUCCUCCUACUUCCUCCUCGUUCCAGCACAGCACAGCCUGACGGACUGACGCACCACUGUGUACCAGGCCGUGCUCGCCCACCCAACCCUACACUGACUAGGGUAGCGCUCUCUCUCUAUUGCCUUGGGUGGAUUCUCCAUGAAUGGAUACACUAAGGGAGGCUGUUAGCUGAUCAAGGAGAGGAACAAAAAAACAGAGGGCAGAGGAAGACGGAGGAACCCUCUGCGGUCGUCGAGGAAGUGGUGGUGGUUAGGUGUCAGGACUGCCUGGCGACAAGCCCACCCUCCUGACAGGUCUGUCCCCGGCGAGGUUUACGUCCCCACUCACAGGCAGCAUGGCGGGAGCCUCGGUAAAGGUGGCGGUGAGGGUCCGACCCUUUAAUUCUCGAGAAACUGGGAAGGACAGCAAGUGCAUCAUACAGAUGUCAGGGAACACUACAACGAUCAUAAACCCCAAGCAACCAAAAGAGAACAAAAGUUUCAACUUUGAUUACUCCUACUGGUCACACACAACGCCGGAGGACAUCAACUUUGCGUCCCAGCAGCAGGUGUACAAGGACAUCGGGGAGGAGAUGCUGCUGCAUGCCUUCGAGGGCUACAACGUCUGCAUCUUCGCCUACGGCCAGACCGGAGCAGGGAAGAGCUACACCAUGAUGGGCCGGCAGGAGAAGGACCAGGAGGGGAUCAUCCCUCUGAUGUGUGAGGAUCUCUUCACCAAGUUUAAUGACAGCAAUACCGACAACAGCACAUCCUACUCUGUGGAGGUGAGCUACAUGGAGAUCUACUGUGAGCGUGUGCGGGACCUGCUCAACCCCAAGAACAAAGGGAACCUGCGUGUGCGAGAGCACCCCCUGAUGGGUCCCUACGUGGAGGACCUGUCCAAGCUGGCCGUCACCUCCUACAAUGACAUUCAGGACCUCAUGGACUCUGGCAACAAGGCCAGGACGGUGGCAGCCACCAACAUGAACGAGACCAGCAGCCGUUCUCACGCUGUCUUCAACAUCAUCUUCACACAGAGGAAACACGACAUGGAUAGUGAGAACACCACAGAAAAGGUCAGCAAAAUCAGCCUGGUGGAUUUGGCAGGGAGUGAGAGGGCUGAUUCAACAGGAGCCAAAGGGACCAGGCUGAAGGAGGGAGCAAAUAUCAACAAGUCCCUCACCACGCUGGGAAAAGUCAUCUCUGCUUUAGCCGAAGUGGACUCGGCACCCAAUAAGAACAAGAAGAAGAAGAAAGUGGAAAACCAUAUCCCUUACAGAGACUCGGUUCUAACCUGGCUACUGAGGGAGAACCUAGGAGGGAACUCUCGCACAGCCAUGGUCGCUGCCCUGAGCCCAGCUGACAUCAACUAUGACGAGACCCUGAGCACCCUCAGGUAUGCUGACCGUGCGAAGCAGAUCCGCUGUAACGCCGUCAUCAACGAGGACCCCAACAAUCGUCUGGUGCGUGAGCUGAAGGAGGAAGUGUCUCGCCUCAAGGACCUCCUCUACUCCCAGGGCCUGGGAGACAUCAUAGAGACAUAUCCGGGUCCUGGUCCUGUGAUAACGGGUUUGAAAUACUUGUGCGAUUACAAGAACUUUGUCAAUAAUCGCCAGGCUGUCAAUCAAAGGGGUGAUCUCUCCACAGUGAACCAUGCCAUGACGGGGAUGAGUCCCUCCCCCUCUCUCUCCGCCCUGUCCAGCCGCGCAGCCUCCAUCAGCAACCUGCACGACCGCAUCUUCAGCCCUGCCAGCGAGGAGGCCAUCGAGAGGCUCAAGGAAACAGAGAAGAUUAUUGCUGAGCUCAAUGAGACCUGGGAGGAGAAGCUGCGCAGGACUGAAGCUAUCCGCAUGGAGAGGGAGGCUCUGCUGGCUGAAAUGGGCGUGGCCAUGCGGGAGGACGGAGGCACAGUCGGUGUCUUCUCCCCUAAGAAGACCCCCCACCUGGUGAACCUGAACGAGGAUCCUCUGAUGUCAGAGUGUCUGUUGUACUACAUCAAAGAUGGCAUCACCAAGGUUGGCCGAGAGGACGCCAGCAGUCGUCAGGACAUCGUACUCAGCGGCCAUUUCAUCAAGGAUGAGCACUGCACUUUCACCAGCACCAUAGGGCCAGGGGGGGAAGGAAUCGUCACCUUGGAGCCCUGUGAGGGGUCAGAGACCUACGUCAACGGGAAAAGGGUGACCACGCCCACCGUUCUACGAUCAGGGACCCGCAUCAUCAUGGGUAAGAGCCACGUGUUCCGCUUCACCGACCCGGAGCAGGCGCGCCAGGAGCGGGAGAGGACCCCCUGCGCGGAGACCCCUGUGGAGCCGGUGGACUGGGCCUUCGCCCAGAGAGAGCUGCUGGAGAAGCAGGGCAUCGACAUGAAGCAGGAGAUGGAGCAGAGGCUACAAGAGCUGGAGGAUCAAUACCGCAGAGAGAGGGAGGAAGCCAGCAACCUGCUGGAACAGCAGAGACUGGACUAUGAGAGUAAACUAGAGGCCCUUCAGAAGCAAGUAGAUUCCCGCUACCUCGAGUCUCCAGUGGAGGAAGAGGAACCUGAAGAGGAAGUGCCCUGGACCACGCGAGAGACAGAGCUGGCCUUGUGGGCGUUCCGUAAGUGGCGUUUCUAUCAGUUCACCUCCCUGAGGGACCUGCUCUGGGGCAACGCCAUCUUCCUCAAGGAAGCCAACGCCAUCAGUGUGGAGCUCAAGAAGAAGGUGCAGUUCCAGUUUGUGCUGCUGACGGACACGCUGUACUCUCCGCUGCCCCCGGACCUCCUGCCCCCCAGCGUGGCCAAGGAGAGGGAGAGGCGGUCCUUCCCCCGCACCAUCGUAGCUGUGGAGGUCCAGGAUCAGAAGAACGGGGCCACACACUACUGGACCCUGGAGAAACUCAGGCAGAGGCUGGACUUGAUGAGGGAGAUGUACGACCGAGCAGCCGAGGUGCCCAGCAGUGCGGUGGACGACUGUGACCACGCCCUGACCGGAGGAGACCCCUUCUACGACCGCUUCCCAUGGUUCCGUCUGGUGGGCAGGGCGUUUGUGUACCUGAGCAACCUGCUGUACCCUGUCCCCCUGGUGCACCGCGUAGCCAUCGUCAGUGAGAAGGGAGAGGUGAAGGGCUUCCUUCGCGUGGCGGUGCAGGCCAUCUCAGCUGACGAGGAGGCACCAGACUAUGGCUCGGGGGUGAGGCAGUCUGGCACUGCCAAGAUCUCCUUUGAAGACCAGCAGUUUGAGAAGUUUCAGACGGAGUCAUGUCCAGGUGUUAUGUCCCACUCUAACGCCUCCCAGGAGGAGCUCCGCAUCGUGGAGGGGGAGGGCCAGAACUCUGAGAUAGGAGUGUCUGCUGACGAGGUCAACAACAACACUUGUGCAGCCACUCCAGAGCCCCCCAGCAGCCCUCUGAAGGGGGUCUUGGGCCCGGGUCUGGACCUCCCCUUGGAGCUCUGCCAGGAGAAGGCUCUGUCCCACCUGAGGAUCGGCAGCACCUUCACCUUCAGGGUCACCGUGCUGCAGGCGUCCAGCAUCUCCGCCGAAUACGCAGACAUCUUCUGUCAGUUCAACUUCAUCCACCGUCAUGACGAGGCGUUCUCCACUGAACCCCUGAAGAACACAGGCAGAGGACCUCCACUUGGCUUCUAUCAUGUCCAGAAUAUCACAGUGGAAGUCACCAAGUCGUUCGUGGAGUACAUCAAGACUCAACCUAUCGUCUUUGAGGUGUUCGGCCACUACCAGAAACAGCCUUUCCCGCCCCUCUGCAAAGAUCUCAUCAGUCCCCUUCGACCUUCAAGAAGGCAGUUCCCCAGGGUCAUGCCCUUGUCCAAACCAGUGCCGGCCACCAAGCUGAACACCCUGACUCGCUCCACUGCCGGACCGUGUCACUCCAAAUAUGACCUCAUGGCCUUCUUCGAGAUCUGUGAGCUGGAGGCCAACGGAGACUACAUCCCUGCCGUGGUGGACCACCGAGGAGGCAUGCCCUGCCACGGAACCUUCCUGCUCCACCAGGGAAUCCAAAGGAGGAUCACGGUUACCAUAGCGCACGAAACAGGAAAUGAUGUCGAGUGGAAGGAGGUUAAGGAGCUGGUGGUCGGACGGAUCCGCAACACCCCAGAGGCGGACGAGACAAUCAUCGAUCCCAACAUCCUGUCUCUCAACAUCCUGUCUGCUGGCUAUAUCUGGCCCUCGCACGACGACAAUGUUUCCCUGGGAGAUGACCAUAGGACGUUCUACCGGUUUGAGGCAGCGUGGGACAGCUCCAUGCACAACUCCCUCCUCCUGAACCGCGUGACUCCCUACGGAGAGAAGAUCUACAUCACCCUCUCGGCAUACCUGGAGAUGGAGAACUGUACUCAGCCCACGGUGAUCACCAAGGACUUCUGCAUGGUGUUCUACUCCCGGGACGCCAAGCUGCCCGCCUCCCGCUCCAUCAGGAACCUGUUCAGCACGGGCUGCCUGAGGCCCUCUGAGAGUAACCGUGUGACUGGAGUGUAUGAAGUCAGUCUCUGCCACGUGGCUGACAACGGAAGUCCAGGCAUGCAGCGGCGACGCAGGCGCGUGCUGGACACCUCGGUGGCGUACGUCCGCGGAGAGGAGAACCUUGCGGGCUGGAGGCCGCGCAGCGACAGCCUCAUCCUGGACCACCAGUGGGAGUUGGAGAAGCUCAGCUUACUGCAGGAGGUUGAGAAGACCAGACACUACCUGCUCCUGAGGGAGAAACUGGAGGCCACCUUGCAGGCCGGACAGGAUGUGUUGUGUAAGAGCAAUGACAUCAGCGACUUUGCCAAGAGCCCAGUCCUCAGCCACAGCCCUGGGGGCAUCCCCCCCCUGGAGAGCCCCAGCCAGAGGCAGAGAGAGCUGGCUGCCAAGUGUCUGCGGCUGCUCAUGCACACCUUCAACAGGGAGUACAGCCAGGUGAGCAGCAGUGCCAGUGAGAGCAAGCUGUCUGAGAUGUCAGCGUCGCUGAUGAGGGAAUCCUCCUCCUCCGGACUGAGCACGCUCACUCCAUCCUCUACUUGUCCCUCAUUGGUCGAAGGACACUAUGACAUCAGACACACGGAGCCCGGCUCAGGAGCGUCCACCCCAGACCUGGACCCCUACAGCCCCGUGGACAGGAAGAGGGCCUCCCGCGGCUGCACCUUCGUCCCCGACAUCCAGGAGAUCCGCGUCAGUCCCAUCGUGUCUAAGAAGGGCUACCUGCACUUCCUGGAGCCGCACACCAGCGGCUGGGUGAAGCGCUACGUGGUGGUGCGCCGGCCCUACGUGUACCUGUACCGCAGCGAGAGGGACAGCGUGGAGAGGGCAGUCAUCAACCUGUCCUCCGCCCAGGUGGAAUACAGCGAGGACAAGCAGACCCUGCUUCGGACUCCAAACACCUUUACCGUGUGCACCGAGCAUCGUGGGAUACUGCUCCAAGCCAGCAACGACAAGGAGAUGCAUGAUUGGCUGUACGCUUUUAACCCUCUGUUGGCUGGAACCAUCAGGUCUAAGCUCUCCAGAAGAAAGUCGGGCCCGAGGAUGUGAGGACUGCACACCCUUGUUGGAAAAGAACAAACAAACACAAUCUAAAGGCUUAACUGACCCCAA
Molecule: messenger RNA, 5625 nt
Organism: Hypomesus transpacificus
Lineage: Eukaryota; Metazoa; Chordata; Actinopteri; Osmeriformes; Osmeridae
Gene: kif1ab
Product: kinesin family member 1Ab
Exons: 49
Coding region: 418-5562 (1714 amino acids)
Biological process (GO): vesicle-mediated transport; microtubule-based movement; cytoskeleton-dependent intracellular transport
Cellular component (GO): dendrite; kinesin complex; microtubule
Molecular function (GO): microtubule binding; ATP binding; ATP hydrolysis activity
Source: RefSeq, a predicted model, not a curated record